Molecule: messenger RNA, 745 nt
Organism: Nilaparvata lugens (brown planthopper)
Lineage: Eukaryota; Metazoa; Arthropoda; Insecta; Hemiptera; Delphacidae
Exons: 4
Coding region: 161-745 (194 amino acids)
Source: RefSeq, a predicted model, not a curated record
UUAAAGCCGGUGCACGAACACAGUUAAAUUUUAAUCGUGAUCAAUUUCACGAGAACCAAUCAGAGAAGUCUUCUUUUCGAAAAAGCAACCGGGCCUUGAUAAUUUAGAUCUUUAUAGAUUUAUUUAAUUUACAGAUUCUAAGUUGAUCGAUGAAAUUUCUAUGGAUCAAAUCAAUUCCAAACCACAAACAAAUCCUAGUUUUAAGGAAUAUGCACAUUCUAUCGUACCAAUGCGAGUCGGGAGUGAGGGAGCAGUCAAAGACUUUCUUUUUACACCCAACGAUAAACCUAGGAAAUUGAUCAAUAUUUCUCCAGCUGGGAUGAAUUUGAGGAUCGGUUCGACAUGGCACAAAAAAUUCGAAGGUGGACUAGCUAGAACUACAAAUGAGUACAUUUGCAGAAGAGAGUAUGGCCUUGACUUUCCUCAUAUAUUCACGCCAGAGUGUUCUGUAAAGCACAACCUUACAAACUCGGAUAAAAGUAUUUAUGCAAAAGUCACUGCUGAGGAUUUCCCAAGAAUGUUUACGGUGGCAAACCGCGAAGUCUGGCUUUGUAAAAAUAAUCAUGAUCCGAUCUACCGUGUAGUCAAUCUAGUUAUUGGAAGAGUGCCAAUAAAAAGCAUUGAACCAGAAGAUGACAUCAUUCUGAUACAUUCCAUUAAUAUAACUAAUGGAGUUAGUGUGAUUUUCAAAGAAGUCGGAUUCUUCAAAUUUUAUCUAUUAGAACGACAUGAUUUUGGUAAGUAA